AUGCAAGCUGGCCCGCACAGCGAUAGGAACAUGAAGAACACAAAGAAUUGGUUGGUCGUGUCUCAGCCUAAGAGUCCGAAGCUUGUGGCGCAGAUCGGCCGAGACCCACAAUAUUUUGACAUCAGCACUGACUCAGAGGAGGAUUCCUCUGAGGGGGAGUGGGAAGGCACAGGGGAGCCGAAGGAUUUAGACCAGAGAGUUGCUCGCUUGUUGCAGCUUGUGCGUGAAGAGGAGAAGGCGUUGAUUGAGGAGUUGAGGCAGGGACUAACAAACGUGACGCCAUGCUUGGUCGCGGAGUUGCAAGAAGACUUGAGGAUCGCCAGUUUGUUGCAGGAGCAGGAUGGUUGUGAGCAUGAGCUUGAGCUUGUUCGUUGCAAGUUUGCGUUGCAUAAGUUGGCGUCUGUUGAGCGUGAGCUUGAACAAGCAUGGUGUGAGGUUGAAAAAACAAGCCUGCCUCAGGUGCGGGCGAUCAAGGUUCCAGCUGAAUCCUCACAGGAAGUUGAUCAUGAUCCUUCGUCUGGGUUGGGUCCUGCUUGUGAUUCUACGUUUGUGCUUGGUGACGGCUUGGUUCCGGGGGAGUCCCCGCCGAGCUUGCAUCCAGACUUUGGGCUUGAAACACCUGAGAUUGUAGAAAAAGGAGCAUGUGCAGUGCCGGGCGCGCUUCUCCAGACGAGAAUUGUUUCCCAGGCUGAGGUCUGGAAAAAUCUUGAACAGUGGAGGCAGCCGCUGACUGACGAAGUUGUUGCCUUGAAAGACUUGCACAGGGCUGUGUGGGCUAUUGGUCCCGAGGAGCUUAAACGUUUGGAGGAGCUUGCUGAGGUGUCGGUAAUUCCCGCGAAGGGUGUGUACACCCAGAAGCCAAUCACGAACAGGCUUAGGGCUAGGAUAGUUGGAUACAGGAACUUCCUAGAGGGUGAACCCCCUGUAGAGGAUGCUGCGAAGGGCAGUACGAGGUCUCAGGACCUCUACGCCGGAGGUGUUGAUGGGGUCAGUGUGCGACUUCAGACUAGUGUCGCGGCAAUCAAGGGUUGGGGUAACGCUACCCUGGACAUCAAAACCGCCUUUCUGGGAGCCCCACUGUAUCAAGAUCGCCAAGGCCAGGCUGUGUUGCCUCCCGGGGAUUUGAGUUCGGGUCGUCUUGACUUUGACAUGUUGGUCAGAAAGCUCAAAAGCGUGCAAGGCAACAAGGUCAAGAUUGUGGUAGUCACUCCACCACGGGUCCUAGUAAGUCUGGGCUCGUGGAAGAAUCUGAAAAGUGGCUUGUCCUAA
Messenger RNA from Symbiodinium necroappetens, 1269 nucleotides. The record is from the annotation of a GenBank genome assembly. NCBI's taxonomy places the organism in Eukaryota, Dinophyceae, Suessiales, Symbiodiniaceae.